AAACAUCUAAUAAGUUGAUUCUGAUUUGGUGUUAAUUUUUCCUAUAAAUAUUUUUGAAUUGAAAGAAAGUAACUCUAACCUUGUAACUUUAAAAAAAAUUUUUGUCGGUAUUCUGAAUGUCUCACAUUUCUUUUUUAAUUUCCAACUGCAGGAUUGACUCUCGUAACAUUUGAACGAACGACGUCAAGCGAAGAAAACAUUGCAUCACCAGUUUUAAAUCAGCUUCCAGGAAAGUUUUAUACGCGUUAUAAUAAGCAGCACACUAACAAUUUUCAUUAACAUCAACAUUCAACAUAGGACAUGGCACCGCGUAGAAAACCUCAAAAAAACCGUACUCAAGGGUUUCCAAAAAAUCUACAACUAAAGAAUCCAACAGAUACAACAAUGCCCUCAAACUUACCAAUGUUUUCAUCUAAUCCAACCGAACUCUAUCAAAUCUCUCAAACACUAGAGUCUUCAACAGAUGCAUCUGAUAUGUCUGAAAGAAACCAAAAAAAUGAUGCGACAACAACGUCAGAGGAUGACAUUUCAUUUGGCGAAAGUUUCAUGGAUGCAUAUAUUUUUGUGAUGUUAUUCUUAAUGUGCAUUGGCAUGUUGGUCCAACUCACAUCAGCCGUCUACGCCAUAGUUAUGGGAGUCCACCACGCUGUCUUAUUUUCAGCACUGCGUUUCAAAGGAACAAUCAUGUGUCUAGCUGUAUUCAUGCUUAACAUUCAGCUUGCUUGUAUUGUUAAAACUGCGUUUUAUUUGGCAAAUAAACCGUAUGGCACAAGGCUCAAACCUAGUUCUAGUUGUGAUGAGCUGGAGUCGAUAUUUCUUGAUGUAAUAGAAUUCUUAAUUGACAUGUACGAGACACAUUAUCGGGGCGGAUUUAAAGUGGAGAUUGACUGGUACGAUUUUAUGAGCACUCGAAAUAGACUUGCAACACUUCACUGGGUUUCUGAAACUGCAAAACCUGUUAUUCUUUAA
Messenger RNA from Helobdella robusta, 969 nucleotides. RefSeq lists its product as hypothetical. The transcript has 3 exons. Bases 301 to 969 code for a protein of 222 amino acids. The record is from RefSeq and is a predicted model, not a curated record. Lineage: Eukaryota; Metazoa; Annelida; Clitellata; Rhynchobdellida; Glossiphoniidae.